UAAAAUCGCUGUCGACAGAUGUCAUCAAAGUUAACAUAGUAGAAAGUUAAAAAAAGGCAAAAUUUGGAUAUAUCAAAUAUAAUUCGAUAAAUAAAUUUUAUUUAGCACUGGAAAAAGAAUUGGAACAAAUGCUUUCAACUCUUUAAGUCAAUAGUUUAAUAUUAAAAUCAUAUUUGAUAAAUUCUAAAAAUUUUAACAAAAAUAGUUCCAAGCCAAAAUGCAGAAAGAUCAUUUUAAUUAUGAUGUGCCUGAUAAAAACCCUGAAAGCAUUUGUGCAACUAACAUUCCGGUUACCUCCACUACUCGUAGAAGUGAUUUCAUCCAUUCUGGAUUAAAAAAUGAAUUUGCAAAAAUAUUUGAAAACUUGGGAAUAAAGUUCAAUGCAGCAACAUUAUCCAAGCAGAGAAGUCGAAUGGAGUCAACUAAUAAAGGUCUGUUUUGGAAUAAGUCUUAUAUGUUAAGAAAACAGAUCUUCAACAUUCCAACAGCAGCACGUGCGAAACGAAUUAGAUUUAUUAGAAAUGGUGACAUAUUAACAUCCGGAAUUGUGAUUCCAGUUUCAAAAAAAAAAUACCGAUCCUUCGAAAGCCUCCUUGAUGAUAUAACAAGAAUGUUUCGUCAGAUGUACCAUUUAACAAGAGGUAUAAGUGCAAUAUGUACACUUAAUGGAGAUCUGAUCACAGAUUUGGAUAAGCUUGAAAAGGGCAAAAGUUAUGCGUGCUGCUAUCAAAAUGAACAUUUUAAGAAGGUGCAAUAUAAAGUGUUGGAAGUGCCUGCAGUGCAAGGAAAGAAGAAAAAAGAAGUCAACUAUAUUUCUAAAUUUAAUAAGAUGCUGCAAAUUAGUAAGUAUCCAAAAGUUGUAAAUAAAAAUACGAAUGACGUGGAAGAUCAAGAUAUCAUCCCACGAACUCUUAUGUUGAUUAAAGAUGGUGUACCACCACGUAACAUUAAGCCACUUCUAUUGAAUAAGGAUAAUGCUUUACACUUCGAACAGGCAGUUAAAACCAUUUCUGAUUUGUUUUCCUUUGAUUCUACACAACUUCCAAAUAUAUAUUCACCUUCAGGUGAACCGGUACUUAAACUGUCACAAUUGUUUGCUGACGAUUAUAUAUUUUUUGUGUUUGAUGCGAAGACUGAACCAAUCCCUAAUAAAUUCUCACUUCAUCCCCAUGAAAGAGUAUAUAUCAUGACAAAUGGGCAAAUAGAUAGCGCUAUUAAGGAUGUACACAAAAAUGUGAGCGCUGAGAAACUAAUGGAUGAUAGCAAAUUGAGACUUUGCAUUGCUGCAGCGAAGUUUCCAGUACAAAUAAGAGAGCAUUAUAAUUUUGGGGAGGUGAUUGGUGAUGGAAAUUAUUCUAUUGUAAUUAAAAUGUUCAAUCGAUAUAACCUAAACCAGAUGGCCCUUAAAAUAAUUGACAAGCGUAAAUAUCAAAAUCUAUCUUAUUUCCACGAUGAAGUUAGAAUUAUGAGAAAACUGAAACAUCGACACAUUGUGACAAUGCUGAUGUCAUUUGAUAGAUGUGAAAAUAUGUAUAUUGGAUUUGAAUACCUACGGGAUGGUGAUUUAUUCGAUAUUAUCAAACGCGCCAAAAAGUUUUCAGAGGAACAAUCCCGACUCAUAAUAGAACAGUUGGCUUCUGCAUUAAUUUAUAUGCAUUCCAAAAGUAUAAUUCAUCGCGAUAUUAAGCCAGAAAACCUUCUUGUAAGGUUGGACGAAACACAUUUCAUUUCUUUUAUUAAAUUAAGUGACUUUGGAUUUGCAAUCGAGGCACUCGAGCCUAUUUAUGACAUCUGUGGCACACCUGCAUAUAUGGCCCCGGAAACAGUUAAACGUUGUGGUUACUAUGUAGAGGUUGAUGUGUGGGCAACUGGUGUUCUAUUGUAUUUACUACUUUCAGGAUAUUUUCCAAUCGAUCUACAUGAAACCGAAUACGACUCUGAAAUCUGUUAUAACCUUAUUGAACAAGGCAAAUAUAAUUUUGAUCAUAAGUGUUGGAAGUCCGUAUCUAAAGGAGCACGUAACCUUAUUGCUAGUAUGAUGGAGGUUAAUGUAAGCUUACGCCUAACCGGUGCAGGGAUUUUAUCUCAUUAUUGGAUAAUGAAUAAAAACCAAUAAUUGCGUAAAAUUUUACAUACAAAAUAGUUAUUUAUUUAU
This is a messenger RNA of Teleopsis dalmanni, 2155 nucleotides long. RefSeq names its product serine/threonine-protein kinase GA29083-like. The record is from RefSeq and is a predicted model, not a curated record. The transcript has a single exon. NCBI's taxonomy places the organism in Eukaryota, Metazoa, Arthropoda, Insecta, Diptera, Diopsidae. The coding region runs from base 218 to 2116 and encodes 632 amino acids. Gene Ontology annotation, molecular function: ATP binding; protein kinase activity. Gene Ontology annotation, biological process: intracellular signal transduction; protein phosphorylation.